AUGCAAGCUCUGCAAUCCCCUUCUUCUCUCCGCCCUUCCCCACUCCAGCCACUCCAACGGAAAUCCCGCAAUGCGACCCGCCCCGCAUUCUUUUCCCAGAGGAAGCUCCCCGUCAUCACCGCCUCUUCCAAUGUCUCCGCUUCAGCUCCCAAGCGGGAGACUGACCCGAAGAAGCGGGUUGUAAUCACCGGCAUGGGAUUGGUCUCUGUAUUCGGCAACGAUGUGGAUGCUUACUACGAGAAGCUGCUUGCUGGGGAGAGUGGGAUCACUCUAAUCGACCGCUUCGAUGCGUCCAAGUUUCCGACCCGGUUUGCCGGCCAGAUCCGGGGUUUUACUGCUCAGGGUUAUAUCGACGGGAAGAACGAUCGGAGGCUUGAUGAUUGCUUGAGGUAUUGCAUUGUGGCAGGGAAGAAGGCCCUGGAAGAUGCGGAUCUUGGUGGGGAUAAGCUAUCCAAGAUCGACAUGGAGAAAGCUGGUGUGCUUGUUGGAACAGGGAUGGGAGGUCUAACUGUCUUUUCUGACAAUGUCCAGACUCUAAUUGAGAAAGGACACCGGAAAAUUAGCCCAUUCUUCAUUCCUUACUCCAUAACAAACAUGGCUUCGGCUCUGUUGGGGAUUGAGCUUGGUUUCAUGGGGCCUAAUUACUCCAUUUCAACAGCAUGUGCAACUUCUAAUUACUGCUUCUAUGCUGCUGCAAACCAUAUCCGCCGGGGUGAGGCUGAUUUGAUGAUUGCUGGUGGAACUGAAGCUGCUGUUAUUCCUAUUGGGUUGGGAGGAUUUGUGGCAUGUAGGGCCUUGUCUCAGAGAAAUGAUGACCCGAAAACUGCUUCAAGGCCAUGGGACAGAGAUCGAGAUGGUUUUGUCAUGGGUGAAGGUUCAGGAGUAUUGAUUAUGGAGAGUUUGGAACAUGCCAUGAAACGUGGGGCACCCAUCAUUGCUGAGUACUUGGGAGGUGCUGUUAACUGCGAUGCUUAUCAUAUGACUGACCCAAGAGCUGAUGGACUUGGAGUUUCUACUUGUAUCGAGAGAAGUCUCGAAGAUGCUGGUGUCUCGCCUGAAGAGGUCAACUACAUAAACGCUCAUGCGACCUCGACUCUUGCUGGUGACCUUGCGGAGAUAAAUGCUAUAAAGAAGGUGUUUAAGAACACUUCGGAGAUUAAAAUCAAUGCAACCAAGUCCAUGAUAGGUCACUGUCUUGGUGCUUCUGGAGGUUUGGAAGCAAUAGCUACCGUGAAGGCUAUCAACACGGGAUGGCUACAUCCUUCCAUUAACCAAUUUAAUCCAGAGCCUUCAGUCGAAUUCAACACAGUACCCAACGAGAAGCAGCAGCACGAAGUGAACGUUGCCAUCUCAAAUUCCUUCGGAUUUGGCGGACACAAUUCAGUUGUGGCGUUUUCGGCAUUUAAGCCCUGA
Messenger RNA from Linum trigynum, 1413 nucleotides. The record is from the annotation of a GenBank genome assembly. Lineage: Eukaryota; Viridiplantae; Streptophyta; Magnoliopsida; Malpighiales; Linaceae.